This is a messenger RNA of Hibiscus syriacus, 1367 nucleotides long. RefSeq lists its product as uncharacterized. Bases 82 to 1164 code for a protein of 360 amino acids. The record is from RefSeq and is a predicted model, not a curated record. Gene Ontology annotation, molecular function: nucleotide binding. NCBI's taxonomy places the organism in Eukaryota, Viridiplantae, Streptophyta, Magnoliopsida, Malvales, Malvaceae. The transcript has 2 exons.
GACUUCAUCAAACAACACCGUCCUUUCAUCAGUUAUCACAGCCAUUAUCUCACCUUGUUUCUCUCCUCCUCCCACCCGAAAAUGACUGAUUCUCCGAUCAGAUUUGGAAUCAUCGGCUGUGCUGACAUAGCCCGCAAAGUCUCCCGAGCCAUAGCACUUGCACCCAACGCCACUCUCUCUGCCGUAGCCAGCCGCUCCAUCGAAAAAGCCGCCAAUUUCGCCAAAGCCAAUGGCUUCCCACCUGAAGCCAAAAUCUACGGCUCCUACGAGUCCCUUUUGGACGACCCCGACAUCGACGCCGUCUACAUGCCCUUGCCCACUAGCCUACACCUCAAAUGGGCUGUGUUGACGGCUCAGAAAAAGAAGCAUUUGCUAACGGAGAAGCCCGUGGCCUUGCAUGUGGCCGAGUUUGAUGAGAUUAUAAAGGCUUGUGAGGAAAAUGGGGUUCAGAUUAUGGAUGGAACCAUGUGGAUGCAUCACCCCAGGACACAAAAAAUGAAGGAGUUCUUGGAAGAUAAGGAACGGUUUGGUCAGCUUAAAACGGUAAAUAGCUGCUUCUCAUUCUUUACCGACCCUGAUUUUCUCAAGAACGACAUCCGUGUGAAGCCCAAUCUAGAUGCUCUUGGUGCUCUCGGUGACGAGGGGUGGUACUGUGUCCGGUCGAUCCUGUGGGCAGCCGACUACGAGCUGCCGAAAACUGCAACAGCCUUGCGUGGGGCUGUUCUUAAUGAAGCAGGGGUGAUACUAGAGUGUGGUGCUUCACUACAGUGGGAAGAUGGCAAAACCGCAAUCUUCCACUGCUCUUUCUUACAAAGUUUGACAAUGAACAUCACUGCUAUCGGAACACACGGAACGUUGCAUCUCACCGAUUUCGUCAUUCCUUACCAAGAGCACGAAGCCUCUUUUAUGGCAUCGGCAAAACCCGGAUUCAACGACCUCGUGAUGGGAUGGACGCCGCGUCCGAGCCAACAUACGGUCACCGCGGAUCUACCUCAGGAGGUGUGCAUGGUGAGAGAGUUUGCCAAGUUGGUUCAAGAUAUUAAAAAGAAUGGCGCAAAGCCAGAUAAAAAGUGGCCUGCAAUUAUCAGGAAGACACAGUUAGUGUUGGAUGCUGUCAAGGCAUCCAUUGAGAAAGGGUUUGAGACUGUUGAAAUUGUUAAGUAAUGUCUUAAUUUGAUCAUCUUCCUUGGAUGGACCUGUAGUCAUUGAGAGUUGAGAGUUGAGUGUUGGCCUAACAAUAAAAUGUGAACUGCAUUCACUGUGUUAAUUUAUUGUUAACAAUAAAUUGUUAGACUGUUUCUGUAGUCGGACGGUAUGUUUGACCCGACUUGCCUUGGUAAUUAAUUUUAUUUCUUACUUUUACCCUA